GCGAUGCCCAACUUGCCACAGAAGAACCUCGGUGAGGAUGGGAUCCUUCUUUGGGGAAUUCCAAAGGAUACGCCUUGCUACUAUGGUAGAGGCGAUUCACCACUGGGCGAAAAAAUAAAGCAGAAGACAUCUGCAGAGAUGCUUGGAAUAAGCGAGCGAGUUGUAGGGAAGAUAUCGUCACGUCUGAGGGAUAUCUGCGCCGAGGACUUAAGACGACGCCCUGUUAUUCCUUUUGGUGGGCCAGGCAUCAUUUGCGAGAUUGAUGAGAGCUUAUUCAACCACAAAGCAAAGUACAACCGCGGGAGACGACCGGCAGAUGCCUAUUGGGUGUUCGGAGUACUCUCCACAGAACAUUUCCCUUCAAGAGGCUACUUCCGGGUGGUACAGAGAAGGGAUGCAGCGACACUCUUGCCAAUCAUCGAACAGGCGCUGCUGCCUGGCUCGACUGUACACACGGAUGACUGGGCAGCAUACCGUCAACUACAGGCCCGAUUGCCAAAUGUGGUAGCGGACCACGGGGUUGUUGUACACCGGUAUAAUUUUGUCGACCCAAUUACCGGUGUACUAACCCAACACGUGGAGUCUGCAUGGAACCGCCUAAAAAGUGUUAUCAAAGAGCGGCGGGGUGUGAGGCGGGGAGACUUGCAGAGUUUCCUGAACGAGCAGUGCUGGAGAGUCUGGCGCACCUCCAACAGGAGAACAUUCUAUCUUUUUCUAAGCGUUUUCCUCUCUAAUAACUAA
This is a messenger RNA of Nematostella vectensis (starlet sea anemone), 741 nucleotides long. RefSeq lists its product as uncharacterized. The coding region runs from base 4 to 741 and encodes 245 amino acids. The transcript has 2 exons. The record is from RefSeq and is a predicted model, not a curated record. NCBI's taxonomy places the organism in Eukaryota, Metazoa, Cnidaria, Anthozoa, Actiniaria, Edwardsiidae.